This is a messenger RNA of Limulus polyphemus (Atlantic horseshoe crab), 16689 nucleotides long. RefSeq names its product midasin-like. Gene Ontology annotation, cellular component: preribosome, large subunit precursor; nucleus. Gene Ontology annotation, molecular function: ATP binding; ATP hydrolysis activity. The transcript is spliced from 92 exons. Gene Ontology annotation, biological process: ribosomal large subunit assembly; rRNA processing. The coding region runs from base 15 to 16211 and encodes 5398 amino acids. Lineage: Eukaryota; Metazoa; Arthropoda; Merostomata; Xiphosura; Limulidae. The record is from RefSeq and is a predicted model, not a curated record.
UGUAUAAAACAGAUAUGGAAGGUAUCAACAUUUGUACUAGAUUGAACGAGCUCUGUCGCAUGUUUGAAGCUAAUUCUAAUGCUGGAACUGAAACUGAAAAAGUUGUAACAUGUCUAUCCAAACAGGUAUGGAGUCCAAACGACAGGCAAGAGAUUCUAAACCAACUGUCAAAGCUAUUAUUGCAUGGGAAGACUACAGAAACUGUUGCUCAUAUGUUUCAUUUUUUCCUUUUGGACCUAUUAGUACGAUGUCAAGAUAGCAUUGAUAGAAAUAAUUCUGAAUUAAUUAGAAAAAAUGAACUGGUUUUAGUUGCAUUAUCUAAACUAGUUCAAAACUAUCCAGAUGCUGCUAGUUUCUGUUUGAAGUACUGUGAAAAUCAUCCACCAAUAUUUAAGAGAUUUGAAAAUUUAGAAGAGUUGGAACCAGUUUCAAAAAAGAGAAAGAAAACCAAAGAAAAAGAUUGUGAAUAUUCUGUUUUGGAUCUGCUACAGGCAGCAUUUAAACUUCUACUUCACAACAUAGCAUUUUUCCGGGUAAAGUGGGACUGGAGUUGUCUUGUAUCAUUCCUAUGUCAUGAGCAGGAAGAAGUGAGAUGGCUUGCAUGCAGGUGUAUUGCAAGUGUUAGUGGUAUGAGUGAAAUAGAUUUGAAGUGUUUAUUGAAGAAAUAUUUGACAGAGGAGCAAAUCUUAAUCAUGUCUAUAAGGUACUAUAACACACUGCAGACAGGUAACACAACUAUGGUGACAUCAGAAGUCAACAAAGAGCCUGCACAGGAAAGUAUUAGCUUGAAAAUGUAUACACAAGGAAGUUUACUCAUCUCUGAUGCUUGCACACAAGUUACUGCAGUUGGUGGUAUUCUCCUCCCCAGGCUUACUUCCACUGAAAAGCAAGCACAGAAAGGUUUCCUAGUACCUGUACCCUCUUUGAAAAAAGUUCUACGUGACCUGGCAUUGGCCAUUGCAGGUGGACAUGCUGUGCUCUUACAGGGACCUGUAGGAUGUGGGAAAACUACAUUAAUUGAGUACAUGGCUGCAGAGACUGGAAGAGAUAGACCUCCUUAUUUACUGAAAGUACACUUAGGGGACCAAACAGAUGGAAAACUCCUUAUAGGUAGUCACUGCUGUACUGAAGUUCCAGGAGAAUUCACCUGGAGACCUGGACCACUAACAGAGGCUAUGACUAAAGGUUAUUGGCUCCUGCUGGAAGAUAUUGAUUAUGCUCCCAUGGAUGUCAUAUCAUAUUUAGUCUCGGUUCUUGAGUCUAAAACUCUUCUUCUUCCCGGUCAAGCUGAGCCAAUCAAAGCCAUACCAGGGUUUCAGCUGUUUGCUACACAAAGGUUGUUGGUGACUCGUGAUGGUGUUCAUUCUGAAGUUCAUGGACAUGUAUACCAUUUAAAUAACUUAUGGAGGAAAAUUACCAUAGAACCUAUGUCCAUAGCAGAGUUAAAACAGCCAGUUUUGCAGCACCUUGUAGAUCGCAUGUUGGAUGUAUACAUAAUGUUUUCUGAUGGUGGUCACCACAAAGUCAAUAUAUCUGAGUCAGAAGGUGGUUCAGUUCCAAAAUCUGCUCGCAGGCUCAUUUCUACGAGAGAUUUGAUGAAAUGGUGUCACCGAGUGGCAAGAGAGUUUGAUCUGACCUCUUUGAGUGUGGCUCAGGCAGCAUUUCAAGAUGCCCUAGAUUUCUUCUGUCAGAGUUUUCCAGGUAUAAGUCAGAAAAUAUCAAUAGCCUGCAUGAUUGGACCAAAGUUCAACUUUGCAAAGUCACAGGCUGAGUUACUUUGCUGUAGAUAUAAACCAGAAAUUAGUAUUACUACUGAAGAUUUGACAGUUGGUCGAGCAGUCUUACCCAGAAAGCAAAGUGGGCUAAUUUCUUGUCAGAGAGUAAAACAUUGUGUUUUUGCACACACUCAGCAGUCUUUGGCUCUUUUGGAAUCAGUAGCUGUUUGUGUAGAACAUGCAGAACCUGUGUUACUAGUUGGGGAGACUGGCACAGGGAAGACAUCUUUAGUUCAAUAUCUUGCUCGAAUGACAGGUCAUAACCUGACUGUAAUUAAUAUGAGUCAGCAGAGUGACAGCAUUGAUCUACUAGGCGGCUAUAAACCAGUGGAAAUAAAGUUAUUAUUAGCACCUUUAAGAGAUGAGUAUGAAGAACUUUUCUGUGAAACAUUUUCUCGUAAACAAAAUGCCAAGUUUCUUGCUCACAUUAUGAAUUGCUUUGUGAAGAGACGUUGGGAAGAUUUGUUUAACUUAAUGUCACAUACGCUGAAGAAGGCCUUGAAUCGUUUUUCAGAAAAACCCACAGAAGAAACACAAAAUACAAAAGAAAAAUGGUUGAAACUUGGGCAAAAGAUACAUCAGUAUAAAGUACAAGUGAAGCAAGCAGAAAAUGCCUUAGCUUUUAACUUCAUAGAGGGAAGUCUGGUGAAAGCCAUGAAAAAUGGAGAGUGGAUACUGUUAGAUGAAAUUAACCUUGCAGAAGCUGAAACUCUAGAGGAAUGUCUGGGAGGAAUUUUAGAUGGUAACAGUGAAAGCAUGCUUCUCUUGGAAAGAGGUGACAACCAACUACUGAAGAGACAUCCUGAUUUUCGACUGUUUGCCUGCAUGAACCCUGCUACUGAUGUAGGGAAAAAGGAUCUGCCACCUGGUGUCAGAAACAGAUUUACUGAAUUCUACAUGGAGGAACUGGAGGAUAAAUCUGACUUGCGUAUUCUGAUAGAAAGUUAUCUCCAAAGUUUGACAUUAACAUCACAGAUGAUUGAGGGUGUUGUACAGUUUUAUUUACACAUCAAAGGUAAAGCCCUUCAGCACCUGACUGAUGGCACAGGUCAUCACCCUCACUACAGUUUGAGGACUCUCUGUCGAGCCUUGAGUUAUGCAUCAGCCAAUCCAUUUCUGAGUGUAUCUCGAUCUUUGUAUGAGGCUUUUUGUAUGAGUUUCUUGACUCAAGUUGAUCAAAUUUCUCAUUCUUCUGUUGAGAAACUUGUAUCCGAAUAUAUUUUGGGCAAGCAGAAACUAGAAUCUCAUUUCAAACAGCGGCUUCCACCACCCCCUGGUGAUACACAUCUUUGUUUUGAGGGAUACUGGAUUCUUCGAGGACCCAAUGAUCCCUUUGUUUUGGAAAAUUACAUUUUAACUCCAACUGUUAGGCGUAAUCUUAAAGAUUUAGCAAGAGUAGUAGCAGCUAGACGACAUCCAGUCUUAUUACAAGGAGAAACAUCAGUUGGUAAAACUAGCUUAAUUACCUGGCUUGCUCAUGCAACUGGAAAUCAUUGUAUUCGUGUUAAUAACCAUGAACACACUGAUCUUCAAGAAUAUGUGGGAACUUACAGUUCUGAUGCAAAUGGAAAACUUGUAUUUAAAGAAGGUGCUUUAGUGGAAGCCAUGAAGCAAGGUCACUGGAUAAUUUUAGAUGAACUGAAUUUAGCUCCUACUGAAGUGUUGGAGGCUUUAAAUCGAGUACUUGAUGAUAACAGAGAAUUGUUUAUCCCAGAGACUCAGCAAAUUGUCAGAGCUCAUCCCCGCUUCAUGCUAUUUGCUACUCAGAAUCCACCAGGUCAUUAUGGAGGAAGGAAGGUUCUUUCCCGAGCUUUCCGUAAUCGUUUCAUUGAGCUUCAUUUCACUGAAAUCCCUCAACCAGAACUAGAGACUAUCUUGCAUCAACGAUGUGAUCUCCCUUUGUCAUAUUGCAAGAAACUGGUUGCUGUAAUGCAUGAUUUGCAGAUGCGACGUAGAGAAAGUGGUGUUUUUGCUGGAAAACAGGGGUAUGGUACUCUAAGAGAUCUAUUUAGAUGGGGUGAAAGAUACCGCCUUGCUAGCUCCCCAACCACUAAAUUUUAUGACUGGGAUCAACAUAUUGCUGAUGAGGGUUACAUGUUGUUAGCUGGUCGUGUUCGUCGUCCUGAAGAGGCCAAGAUCAUUCAGGGGGUAUUAGAAAAGCAUAUCAAGCGAAAAGUAGACCCUGUGAAACUCUUCACUAAAGGCCAAAAUUCUUCUUCCACAACACAAAGUCUUUUAAAUGAUGUUACUGAAUGUAAACUUCCUGAAAGUUUUCAACAUUUGGUGUGGACUUACAACAUACGGAGGCUUGCUGUGCUAGUUGGUCAAGCACUCCAGUUUGGUGAACCAGUACUUUUAGUGGGUGACACCGGAUGUGGUAAAACAACAAUAGCCCAGUUAUAUGCAGAAUUAAAUAGGAAAAAACUCUUCACAGUCAAUUGUCACAUGCAUUCUGAAGCUUCAGAUUUUCUUGGUGGUUUACGUCCUGUUCGUCACUUUGAGGAGAAAACAAGUAAUAAGCUUUUUGAGUGGGUGGAUGGGCCAUUAGUUUUGGCUAUGAAAGAAGGUGGUGUCUUUUUGGCUGAUGAAAUCUCAUUGGCUGAAGAUUCUGUGCUUGAAAGGCUGAAUAGUGUUCUGGAACAUGAACAAACAAUACUGUUAGCAGAAAAGGGAGAUACAGGCAUGCCUGAUGAAAGCUACAUUGUCAAGGCUCAGAAAGGAUUUUGGUUUAUUGCCACAAUGAACCCUGGAGGAGAUUAUGGAAAGAAAGAGCUUUCUCCUGCCCUUAGGAAUCGAUUCACUGAGAUUUGGUGUUCAUCAUCAUUCACCUUAACAGAUUUACAAGAUAUUGUAGAGCACAACAUUAGCUCUGAAGUAAAAUUGAACCUUGGAACAUGGUGUGGUCAAGCCAUUGGAGAAUUUGUUCAAUGGUUUACAAAUAACAGCAUUGGUAGAAGAUGUACUGUAAGUAUCAGAGACAUCCUAUCAUGGGUGGACUUCAUUAACCAGUAUACCAAAGGAAGUAAGGAUGGAAAUUUCACUGUGGGAUCCACUUAUAUUCAUGGAGCUUGUCUGGUAUUUCUAGAUAGUUUAGGUUCAGGGCUCACAAGUUUUGGAACUAGUAGAGAAAUAAAUAAAGUUAGAGAUGAGAGUUUAAAUUUCCUACACUGGCAAAUUAAGAAGUAUACUGGACAGCAUAAUGAUCUUGAAAGCUGUGGACUCUUCUUCACCUCAGACAAGAAAUCAAGUUUGGAAGUUUAUUCUACACCAGAUACGUUUGGCAUAAAACCAUUUUACAUUUCUGCAGGUUCAAGUCCACUUAGAAGUUUACAGCAGAACUAUACAUUACAUUCGCAUACACCCCAACUUAAUGCACAGAGAAUUCUUCGUGGAAUGCAGCUCUCUAAGCCUAUUCUCUUGGAAGGAAUUCCUGGAGUUGGUAAAACGAGUCUAGUUACAUCUCUUGCUAAAGCUUCAGGACAUCAACUAGUUCGUAUCAACUUGUCAGAGCAGACAGAUGUGUCAGACCUUUUUGGAGCAGAUCUUCCAGUAGAAGUUGGGAAAGGAGGACAGUUUCAGUGGAGAGAUGGUCCUCUUCUACAAGCACUUAAAGCUGGACAAUGGAUUUUACUGGAUGAGCUGAAUCUGGCUUCUCAGUCAGUAUUAGAAGGAUUGAAUGGGUGCUUAGAUCAUCGUGGUGAGAUCUACAUACCUGAACUUGGAAAAGCCUUUUAUAUUGAGCGUGAAACAACCAGAAUAUUUGGCUGUCAGAACCCUCACAGGCAAGGAGGAGCUCGAAAGGGUUUGCCUCGAUCUUUUCUAAACAGAUUCACACAGGUGUAUAUUGAACCACUGACACCAGAAGACCUGGAGUUUAUAACAAAAACAGUUUACCCAGAUUUCCAUGAAAAUGUUAUAAAAAACAUGGUUUCCUUUAAUUCUCAACUUGUACAGGAGGUGGGAGAAAUAAAAACUUUUGGACAGCGAGGGUCCCCUUGGGAAUUUAAUCUUCGGGACAUAUUUCGCUGGUGCCAGAUUAUGUUGAUCAAUCAAGACAAGAAAAGUUUUGAUCCUAGUGAAUACGUCCGACUUCUUUACAGUGAAAGGAUGAGGACUCCUCAAGACAAACAGAAGGUACUGGAAUUAUUCAGUAAAGUGUUUGGAAAGUCUUUACAAAGUAUUUUACCAUCAAGUCAAGUACUUAUGACAAGAGAUUUCCUUCAAGUUGGGCACUCUGUCUUUCCACGUGGAUGUAAUGCAUAUGCCCCAUCAAAUCCUCUUUACUUUUUACAUUAUCAGAUAUCCCCACUAGAAUCACUUUUGGAUUGUCUUCUAAUGAAUUGGAUGGCAAUUCUAGUGGGUCCUUCUGCAGUUGGAAAAACAUCAUUAGUUCAUUUAGCUGCCACUCUGACAGGUCACCCUCUUCAAGUUCUACAUGUGAACUCGGAUAUGGACACAACAGAACUCCUCGGAGGAUUUGAGCAGGCUGAUUUGACACGCCCUAUAGAAAGAAUUAGUCAAAGCGUUGAAUUGUUACUUCACCAGACUGUUAUCUCCUUACUCCUUCAACCUAGUGGUGAUGAGCAGAAUGGUCAAGCUCAAAAAUUACUACUUAACUGGGCAAACUAUCAAAAACUGUGUCAGACUAGAGCAACCAUUGUAAAUGAAGAGGAAGUGAAACUGCUUAAGCAAAAAAUAGUUGUUCUUAAAACACUAAUUCAAGACCUUGAAAAAUGCGGAGUUAGUAGAGAAGAACUGCAAGUUUUGGUAAAAAAACUCACAGAGUUGGAGAAAACCCUUGUCACACAAGGAGUGGUAUCCAGUGGAGGAAAGUUUGAAUGGGUGGAUAGCAUCCUAGUGUCAGCUCUGAAGAAUGGUUAUUGGCUGCUCAUUGAUGAUGUAAACUUUUGUAGUCCUUCUGUUUUGGACAGACUGAAUGGCUUAUUAGAGCCUGAGGGAGUACUGAUAAUGAGUGAACAGGGAGUAGUAGGAGAUCAAGUCCCAGUCAUUACGCCACACCCAGACUUUAGAAUAAUUUUGUCUAUGGACCCGAAGAAUGGUGAAAUUUCAAGAGCCAUGAGAAACAGAGGAGUUGAAAUAUACAUGUUAGGAGAGGAAGAAGGUGGUGGCCCUGAUUCCUGGGACAUGAAAGUUUUGCUGAAAAGUGUUGGAUUAACAAACUCUCAGUUACAAACACAUCUUAUUAUUAUUCACCAAAGUAUCGUUGAUAGGCAAAAAGGAUUUGAGAGACCAACACUCCUUGAUCUUCUACAGUCAGCUGUUUUGUGUGGUCAGCAUAUUCAGAGAGGAAUUGACCCAUGGUCAGCUUUGCAAGAAGCUUGUGAAAGUGUAUAUGUGAAAGGUCGAUUAAAGCAUACUGUCAGACAGCAAGCAACGAUUAUUAUCAAAGACUAUAUAGAGAGCCAUUCAACUCACAGCUUCAACACCAUACUUCCUGUUGAGUCAAACCACGCCAUCACUACCAUACUCCCUGUUCAGUCAGGUUGUUAUGACAGCUGCUUUGCAAAUAUACAAAAAGAAGGAAGUUUUUUGGUGUACAGCUUAGAAGAGCUUGCUGAAUCCAAUUCAAGCUUUCUAGAUGCUCCAAAAAGUGUCACAGAACUGAGUUAUCCAGUAGAAGAUAAUGAUGACUGGCAAGCAGUUCUUUCAGUGGGAACCUUAAUUUUCUUGGAAACAGCCUCUGCAGAAGACUGGAAACUCCGUCACAAGUGGUUAAACCAUUUACUAACAUCAAUGUGUACUAAGAAUUUAAGAGAAAAGCAUGAAUUGCUGAGUCAGUUGAUGGACUUAAAUCAACAUUUAAUAAAUACCUUUAUGUCACCCAUUGUGGAGCAGCUUUCACAUGUAAACAGGGAAUUUGUUUGUGUGGCAGAUAAAUCUAUAAGAAAUUCAGUAGAGCAGCUGCCACUUGACUUGAGACAUUGUCCUUCACUCCUAAAGAAACUGCAAGGCCCAAUUGGCUGGUUCUGCCCUAAGUCACAUUUCCAACAUCUAGAAUUACUGUGUACAUCAGCAGCAAAUAGGUUUUCACUUCUUAUGUGCUUCUAUGGCAACAACACCAGAAAAUACAUACCCACAAAGAUGGGUUUCUCAUCUUUGUUUGAGGUAUCACAAGCUGUUAGAGAAGGACACCUGUCAGUGGAUACAGUGCCUCAUCCUGUCUUGUGUCAUCUUGUUCCGUUUAUUUCUCUGUUCUCUGAGAAUGUUGAAAACUUCCUUAAAUACAGUAGUCAGUCAUGUAGUAACAGUGAUUUCUGGAGGUGGAAAGAAGGCCUUCUUUUGUUUGACCACUUUUGCCGUCUUUGUCAAGAACAUUACAAGCCAAAGAUGCUAUGUGUUCAACUGUCCCUUUUAGCUUUGCAUUGGCACUGGAUGAAAAAGAAAAUUCUUCCAUUAUUUACUGUGACUGAUCAGGCAAACAACAGUUCAUAUCAGCAGCUGAAUGUAAUGGUUUCACAUAUUGAGGCUGAUCUUGCCUUGAAGCUCCCUACACAUCAGAAACUGUGUUCAAAAGUAAGACAGAUUAUUGGAACUCCUCAUCCAUUCCGGUCCCAGCAAGAAGCCAAUUUAUAUUCAAAAGCAGUUCGAUUAUCACAGCACAUCCUGAUAUCUGAAAAAGAUCUCUGUGAAGCAGGAAGAAACCUACAGAUAAAAAUAACCCUAGCACCAGACUGGAUUGAGAAGCUGACUAAAGUUGUAAAGCUUGUCCUCACAUCUAAUGUCAACCUUGAGAAAGCACAAAAAUGUUUGGAAUCUGUUGAAGCUGAGAUGCAAAGUUACAGUGUACUUCCUCUAAAAAACAACAAGGCUUCAACUGAAAUAGCUGUAACUAUGGAAAAAAGCUCCUAUGGAAUGGAUGAUUUUCAAGGAAAAGAUAUUUCUUCUAGAUUGCAGCUACUUCCUCUGUGGGAUUUUAUUUUUGUGCUUCAAGAAGGAAAGAUCUUAAAGCAUGUAAUACAGUGUUAUCAUCAAGGUAUUGUUGAUGUAAGAGACAGAUACAUCAGUGAUAUAAAACAGCUAUUUCAGUAUUGUUGUGGAUUAGUAUCAGCAGAAAACAUAGCUUUGUUGAGUUUUCUAACUGAACAACAGCAAGUACAGCUUUCCAACAUAGUGACUCCCUUAUAUCUUGAGUAUUUUUUACACUUGCAAAAACAUCAGUGGAUUAGAGAGUGUAUAAAUAGCAAUAGGAGACAAGUUACUGAAGAAGAACAAGAGACACUUGUCUGUGAAACAAAUAUAUUGAAAAACUAUAAGAAUGCUGUGACACACAACACUCCUGUUUUGCUUCUUUCCUAUGAAACAUUGCUGAAAGACAACAACUUAAACUUUUUGUCCAGUCAUACUGUUCUAAAUGUUAGUCUUGAUUUGUGGGAUGAGAAGGAAAAAGAGUUGGCUACAGCUGCUUGUGUUCUUUGGAGAAAUGCAGCCACAUUGGAAGAUAUGAUUUCUUCUCAAAGAUUGGAGAGUGUUGGUAUUAUAGAACAUUGGUUCCAUAUACUACUAUCAGCAUUAUGUCAGUAUGCUCAUAUGGCACCCUUUGAAUAUCUGCCAUCACAGGAAGAUGUUGAUAUUUUAAAUCAGAACAUUGAACUACCACAAGAGUUCUGUGAGCUCAUCAAAAAGUCAGCAAGUUCAAUAACAAAAUUAAAACAAACUAACAUGAAAGAUGCUAGUGCCCCAUGGGAACUUGGAUGUGCUUGGGUUGAUGUUGGACUGAUGACUUCAAUGUUGUUGGCACCUUGGGAAUCAGUUGAUCCUGUCCACAAGAAUCAAGUGAAAUUACAGUAUCUUAGGGAAGAGCUGAAAAACAUUAUUAUAAGUCUGACAGUUCAAAACUGGAUCUCGAAAAAUUCAACUGGAAAAGAGCUGCAAGUUCGUAAUCCAUGUGAUCUGCAUCCCCACACUUGCCAACUGAACAACAGACAGCAACAGUUAAAAGAGAAAGUUGAUGAUUUAGAGAGCAAGAAUGCCUUUCGACCUUCUGCUUCUCAGUUUGAGAAAAUGAUGAGUGAGAUCCAUCACUACUUGUCAACUAUUGGAGCUAACGAGACAAUAAUGUCUCUUCUAUCUAAACUGAAAAGUUUGAAAACUUCCAUAGAUUCUGAGCAGAUAAUAAGUCAUGACAGAGCACAACAAGAUCUUGGUCAGAUUAAAACUUGGAUCAGUUCACAGCAAACAUUCAUUAAGGGAUUGCACAAGAAUUAUUUGCUGUACAGAGACCUAGUGCUUCCCUUCACUGUAGGAGUUUUACAGGUUCUUCAUGGAAUAGAAAACUUAGCUUCUAUUCUCGCUUCAUUGUUAACCAAAAAUAUGCUUGGAAUUAAGGAGUCAUUUCUCUUGGAGUCUGACUUUUCUACUACCACCUGCUUCCCUUACAUCAGUGAUACAUGUAACAAUCCUCACAAGAUGAGUCUAGUAACAGCUAAUGGUGAACUUCAACAUGUUGCUAGAAAACUCUCAACUCUGUCCUCAUCUGGAUGCUCCAUAAACCAAGAUGUCUGGAACCUAAAUAAAGCUUCCUUAUUGGAAAUUAUUAAUUAUAUAAGUUGUGCUGUGUGGGAGGAACAUCCUGUGGCUUUCAAAACUGCAAAACUCAUUCUUUUAAAGCUUGUGGCAGUAUGGAAUGAACAAGAAAAAAACAGAAUAGCAAAGCAGGAAGAACAGGAAAGUUUAUUUGAAUAUAAAGGAUUUAAACAUGAAAAUGAACUUCCAGAUGAAGAAAAGGACAGUCAGGAAAUUAUCAAACACUUUCCUACAUAUAAAGAGGACUUUGCAGAUCUGAUGUGUUCCCCAGCAGAAGCUUUGAACACAACAAGAGAGAAUCAAGCAAAAGAUGAGAUGGUUCACAUGACAGAUCAACAGUUAUCUGAGGACCAGAUGUUAGAAGUUUUUUACAUCCACAACCAACUAGUGAAACUACUACAGAAGUCAAAAUCAUCACUGUCUCCAGAUUUUGUUACCCCAUUUUUGCUGCGACACAGUGUGGUAACUCGUAUAUCUGAAUCGAUUGGCUUCAGUUUAGAUGCACUACUAGACAAAGACCUUAUUGGUGGAAUUGUAACAUCAUUAUCAAUUAGUCGUAUGGGCUUUCUUCCAUCAGAUCAGCAAAUGUUCGAGACAUCAGUAGCAGCAAAGGAAAGAGGAUGUUAUGACAUCUAUCAAGAUCCUAAUCCUUCUCAGGUUCUAUGCUGUCGGUCCACUUUAGAAAGAUUUAGGAGUCGGGUCAAAUUGUUGCUGGAAACAUUUGAGGACCAUCCAACUCUGAAGCAAAUUUUAAAAGUUAUUGAGCGAAUUUUAAGCUUCUCGGUUGCAAGUCCUCUAAUGAAGUUCAUCACAGGUUUGGAACUGCUUCUGUCCACAGCACAGGAUUGGGAAGUUAAUGCUCACAAAGGAGUCUCACUACACAGUGAAUUGGAAGCAACCACAGAAUUGGUUAUUAACUGGAGGAAGCUGGAAUUAAAGUGCUGGUCUCAGUGUCUAGAUAAUGUACAGAACAAGAAGCAGGAUUCUUGUGCUAAAUGGUGGUUUCACCUGUAUUCUUUACUCUCUUCUGUGUUGGAUUUUGAUUCAAAGGAAAAAAACAAUGAAACAUGGAAUGAAGAGCAAAAGAUAAAUAUAGUUCAGUCUCUGCUUCACUUUAUAGAAACAUCCACACUUGGAGAAUUUGAAGGAAGAUUAAAACUGCUUCAAACUUUCAUUUACCAUAUGAAAUCCUGUGACAAAAGUUCUGCUCAAGAAAAUCUCCUUGCCAUUUUUUCCAACAUUUAUCAUUUCUAUGGACAAUUUUCAAAGACUGUUUCAUCAAAGAUUUCAACAGUGAGAACACCAAUUGAAAAACAAAUCAAGGAAUUUGUCAAGAUUACUCGUUGGAAUGACAUCAACUUUUGGGCUGUUCGUCAGACAAUUGAGAAGUCACAUCGAAUGGUUCACAAACAGAUGAAGCAAUUAGAUAAAGAACUGAACCAACCAGUGAAGCCCGUCUUUGAGCCAUGUAAGGAUGUGAACUUGGAUACAACUUCUGAAAUGGGAGUUUGGAUUUUUAAAAUAGAUUCAACUCACUACAUAACAGCAAAUGAGGGUAUUCUACUUGACCCUGAAUUGGAAAUUCCACUUAAGGAUUGUCCUAAGUUGUUUAAAAGAAUGCAGAAGGUUGUAAAGAAAAUGGUGACCUGUACAUCUCUUCAUUCACACGUAUCUUCAUUGAAUUACUUCAGCAAUGAGAUUGUGAGCACUGUUAAAGAGCUUGAAGCUCUAGAUGUACCCAGUGAUAAAGAUAAAGAAAAAUGGAAAUCCAAGGCCCAUCACAUUCACCAGAGGAAACGUAAAGCUUUGAGUGACUUAUUCAAAUCUCUAACUCUGAUUGGUCUCUCAUUCAGGAAAGGUUCCACGUUUUGUAAAGAUUUUAGCAUCAGUGAUUUGAUGAUGAACACCUUCAUUGAUGUUGAAGCUAGUUUUGAAAAUAUAGUUCAUGAAAGGAAGACUUGUGAUUAUACAAUUCUUGACACUUGGAGUGGUUCCCAUCAUUACUUCUACUCUUCCAUUUCUCAGUUAGCUGUUUUUCUAGUUGCAAUUCAGCAUCCUUCAAAGGAGCUCACUGUUGGGAUUAUAGAUAGGUGCCGUGGGUUUGUAGGUCACCUCCUGAUGCUGGUGUUGGCUCAGAGAAGAGAUCUUUCUGAAUCAGUUAAUGCACUUGUAUGUCUCAGGAAUCAAGUAGACCAUCUUUUGAAUGCAGCCAAAGUUGUGCAGGAGGAUAAAAAUCACAUUCAUCAUGCUUGUCUUCCAGUACAGAGUGUAUUUUUCAAGUGGAAGAACAGCUUAAAUGAUGUGUUGGUUCAAACUAUUGCCUGUAUCUACCAGUACAAAGUGUUUCUCCAGUGUUGUCCGACACAAUCAGAUAAUGAGCCAUGUAUCACUCUUGGCUCAUCAUCAGGCUCAUCUUCACUGCUGGGUGCUUGUCGUGAUGACAGCAAGUGGUGUGAAGCUUUACAACUGUUGAAUAAAAGUCUGGCUGUGGCUGAGACUAAUAGAAACUUUGUUAACAGAGAGCUCUCAGGUAUAUCAAUUUGUACUUGGAAACAUUACCUUAUUUUACAGGACUGUUUUAACAAUCUUCUUGAAAUAAAUCAGCUGUUGAUGAAGUUUUCAUCAUUAUUUGAUGAGGAUGGACAACAAAGCAACUGUUUCAGCCAGUCAGCUCUUAGUGUCUGUAGGGAAAUUCAUUGGAUGAUUCCAAAGUUUAAAGAAGAAGUUAGUCAGGUUAAUCACACUUCAUUAUUCAAGAACAUCCACUCUGAUCCAAACAGGGAGGUUUUUCUUGCACCCCACAGCAAACAGUGGUUAAAACUGAUCGAGAAACUCAAGGUUAAAGCUCUGUAUUCUGUCCAGGAGCUCUACAGGAAUAUUUCUGGCACUAAUAAAGAACAAGAUACUCCAAAAGAAGAAGAUGAUUUACAAGAUAAACACUUAACAGAAAAACUACUGUCAAGAUUAAAAGAAUAUUUCAGUCUUUUGAAUGUUAAUGAAAUUGUUCGUCUCAUUAAGAAGUUAGUUAAAUACUUGGAAGACCUCUGGAACAGAAUAGAGGACCCUUUUGUUGUGGACAAAUUAACUAGAUGCACCUUCAGCGUUGUUCCUUUAGUAAAUCAGUAUGUUACCCUACUACAGUACUUUGUCACAGUCCAGGUAGCAGCUCACAGGACUUCUUGUAAGCUGCUUUACAUACUUUUAUCAGUCUUUACAAAUUUGGCUAAAAAGGGAUUCUGCUUACCUGCUGAGCUAAGUGAGGAAGUUCAAGGAGAAGGAGCUACUGAGUUUAAGGAUAUUGAGGAAGGAGGACUUGGAGAAGGAGAAGGAGUCAAAGAUGUCAGUGAGAAACUAGAGAGUGAGGAUCAACUUGAAGAUGCCAAGCAACAAAACGAUGAAGAGAAGAAAAGUGAUAAUGAAGAUAAUGUGAAGGAAGAAGAACACGGAGUAGAAAUGUCUGAUGAUUUUGAUGGAAAAGUACAAGAUAUUGAACAGAAAAAAGAUGAAGAUAAUGAUAGUGAAGAGAGUGAAGAAGAUGAAGAUGAAUUAGAUAAGCAUAUGGGUGAUCUUGAGGAGGAAGAUACAGAAAAACUGGAUGAAAAGUUAUGGGGAAGUGAUAGUGAAGAAGAUGAUGAUGAUGAUGAUGACUUAAAGGAGGAGGGUUUUGGUUCAGGAGAACAACAAUCACAACCUCAGCUGGUAGCUAAGGAAGGUAACAAACAGCCAGAACAAAAUCAGUCUGAAGAGGAGAAAGAAAAUGCUCCUGAGAAAGAGGAAGAAACUAUCAAUCCUCAAGAGGGGGAGUACAAAGGAGAACAACCUGAUCCAUAUAAGACCCAUGAGAAAGAUAAGGAACCUGAACCCAUGGAACUGUCUGAAGAUUUACAACUGGAUGAUGGGAAAGAAGAUGAACAAGAACAGCUAAACAAUAGUGAAGAAACAAAAGGUGCAGAUUAUGAUGAAAAUGAAGAAAAAGAGAUGGAAAGUGAUAAAAACGAAGAAUUACCUGAAGAAGGCAAUGACCAAGAUAAUGUAGAAAAUGAAGACAAAGAAGGUGACAAGAAAGAAGAAGAGAGAGAAAAAUCUCAAGAUGAUUGUGUAAAAGAUGAGGAACAAAGUGGUUUAGAAAUCCCAGAAGAUGAAGAAAAUGUAUCUGAAGAAAAGUCUGCACCUUCACAAGAUCAAAACCUUUCUAAAGAAGCAAUAGCUGCUGAGGACAAAACAAAAUCUGGAUCUGAAGAUAACAUUCAAGCAAUGCAACCAGAAAACAGCUUACAGGAAGGCCAAGGAAACCAACAGGAUGAUAACCUAGGUGUUGGCGAAGCAUUUAAUAAAGAACAGGCUCAAGGACACAUAGGAGAUAAUUUAAUUUCGGUACAAAAUACACAAAAUUCAGAAAAUAAAGAACCAUCAAUUCCACAUUCAUUGCGGCCAAAAGGAGUCCAACAAAUGCGCACAUUAGGAUCCAGUCAUGACAAACUUGAAGAACUGAACAUUUUGGACCUUGAAAACAAGAAUCAGGACCUUGAUUCCAAUUAUAAGCAACGUUCAGAUGCAUACAAGCAUGUAGAAAAUUCUGAUUCCAGAUAUGAUGCAGAAACUAUUGACCUUGCCACAGAAGAAGAGGCUGAGCAACAGCCUGUUCCAUCACAAGAAGGUGAAAAGGAUUCCUCAUGUAAUGAUGAUUUUAUGAAUAUCCCACCAGACCAAGAAAUAGAUGAAGAUGUUUCAACCAAUAAACAAACCCUAUUAAAGCCUGAAGAUGGGAAUGAAAAGGAAAAGUUUGGACUGGACCAAGAAAAGGAAAGUGACAUAGAAAAUGACAUGGAAGUGGAUAUUCCAGGAGAAAUGGUGCAGACUCACGGAGCAAGUCGAGGCCCUGAUUCUACAAUACAUUCUAAUUAUGACUUAUGGUCAUCAAUGAGUCACUCUAGUUCAUUGGAUCAGUUAAGAGAAGAGUUAGAGACCAAAUUAACCACUCUGUCCGAGUCAGUGUUGGAAGAGAGAAGUGAAUGCUUUCUUCAGGAAGCGCAGGAAGUAUGGGAGCACUGUGAGAAAGUAGUAGCUCCACUUGUCCAAGAGCUAUGUGAACAAAUUCGUCUUGUUCUGGAACCUACCAAGGCUGCAAAAAUGAGAGGAGACUACAGAACAGGGAAGAGGUUAAAUAUGCGUAAGAUUAUCCCAUACAUAGCCAGUCAAUUCAGAAAAGACAAGAUAUGGCUCCGUAGAACAAAACCCAGUAAAAGACAAUACCAGAUUCUUAUGGCUGUGGAUGACUCCUCCAGCAUGGCUGCCAAUCAAUCUCGAGAGUUAGCUUUUGAAUCCUUAGCUCUUCUCGGUAAAUCGUUGUCUCUGCUUGAGACUGGUGAACUUGGAGUCAUGAGUUUUGGUGAAUGUGUACAGCUUUUGCAUUCUUUUGGUGAAACUUUUACAGAUGAAGUAGGGACUCAACUGGUUCAGAAAUUUUCAUUCCAACAGAAAAAGACAAGGAUUGCUGAGCUUCUAAGACAAGCAACAAGCAUGAUGAUUCAGUCAAGGAUAUCACAGUCUUCACCAUUUUCCAAAGAAAUAGCUCAAUUAUUAGUAAUUAUUUCUGAUGGUAGAGGUUUAUUUAAUGAAGGAGAGGAAACUGUACGGCAAGCAGUUAGGUCGGCUAGAGAUAAUCAUAUCUUCACAGUGUUUUUGGUGCUUGACAAUCCUCAGAAUAAGGACUCUAUUUUAGACAUCAAGGUACCCAUUUUUAAAGGUCCUGGACAGGUAGAGAUCCAGUCUUACAUGGACAGAUUUCCCUUUCCUUUUUACAUCAUUUUGAAAGACAUUACAUCCAUGCCCUUGGUGUUGGGAGAGGCUCUUCGACAGUGGUUUGAAUUGGUUACAAACACAGACAGAUAAUUUCUAUUCCACUAACAUGCGUUUUUUGUAAAAAAUACCAACUCCUUUUGAACAAUUUGGAAUUGAAUACCAUUCUGUGUAUAACCUUAAAGUAUUGUAUUGUCUUGAAGUGGAUGGGACAUGACAUGGAACGUGAUGUGCCAAGAUUUAGUGGAUUAACUUAGCUUCAUAACGUUAAACUUUUUAAAACCAGUUCUAUUAUUUUAAUAUCAGUGUGUUUUGUAUCAUGCAUUUAAGAAAAGUAACCCUUGUUGGCAGUUUCAACUAUAUAAAUAAUUAUAAGUUAUGAUGUUUGAUAAUUUAUUGAUUCUUGACCAUACAGAUUUGUUGAAUCCGGUAUUGUAAACAGCUGGCACUUGAUGUGAUAACUAAGUUCUUUUUCAAGCCUAUCAAAGUUACUUUGUUUUUAGUUUAUCACCAAAGAAGAUUUUUGUAUAUUGAUACGAAUUUCAAUAAACAUAUUAUGUGGCUUUUAAAA